AUGCAGAUCUUCGAGUAUAAUGGGAGUGCCCUUGUAGCCAUGGUAGGUAAGAACUGCUUCGCUAUCGCCAGUGAUCGGAGACUCGGAGUUCAACUCCAAACAAUCGCCACCGAUUUCCAGAGGAUUUCAAAAAUCCACGAUCGACUCUUUCUAGGCCUCUCUGGCCUCGCCACCGAUGCUCAGACCUUGUAUCAGAGGCUUGUGUUUCGGCACAAGUUAUAUCAGCUAAGAGAAGAGAGGGACAUGAAACCUGAGACUUUUGCUAACCUUGUUUCUGCUAUUCUUUACGAGAAAAGGUUUGGUCCAUACUUCUGCCAACCAGUAAUUGCUGGAUUGGGAGAUGAAGACAAGCCCUUCAUUUGCACCAUGGAUUCCAUUGGAGCCAAGGAGCUGGCAAAAGAUUUUGUUGUAGCUGGCACUGCCUCAGAGUCUCUUUAUGGUUCCUGCGAGUCUAUGUUCAAGGAGAACAUGGAACCUGAGGAAUUGUUUGAAACGGUCUCCCAAGCUCUCCUUGCAUCAGUAGAUCGUGACUGUUUGAGUGGGUGGGGAGGGCAUGUGUAUGUUGUAACACCUACAGAAGUAAAGGAAAGGAUUUUGAAAGGAAGGAUGGAUUGAGUGGGACCAAGUGUUUGUAAGAUCCUUCAUCGCGGAACCGUGGAACUUUAGGUUGAUUAGUCAUUAGGUUUGAUUGACUAAGUUGUGUACAUUAUUGGCAGCAGGGGUGAAUUUCUGGUGCAUGUGAUGGGGUAAAAUUUGUUGGAUCAAUGCAUGCAUUAACCCAAAGUUUAAAUGAGAUGCAGGAACUGAUUUAUUAUUAUUAUUAUUAUUGAGAAAUUAUCCCUUUAAAUUUUA
Messenger RNA from Gossypium arboreum, 852 nucleotides. RefSeq names its product proteasome subunit beta type-3-A-like. Gene Ontology annotation, cellular component: proteasome core complex; proteasome core complex, beta-subunit complex. Lineage: Eukaryota; Viridiplantae; Streptophyta; Magnoliopsida; Malvales; Malvaceae. The record is from RefSeq and is a predicted model, not a curated record. The transcript is spliced from 6 exons. Gene Ontology annotation, biological process: proteasome-mediated ubiquitin-dependent protein catabolic process. The coding region runs from base 1 to 615 and encodes 204 amino acids.